UCGAGGACGGUGACUGGCAGGAGCGAGGAGGUGGUGAGAGGCCAUGGAGGACGGGGAGUCUGCUUCGCCGCCUGGUGCUGACGGUGGGGAGGAGGAGGAUGACUUCGGAUACCGGCUUUUCCCCGAUCGCAAGAAGGAGCCGCAGAGCUUCCUGGUUCGCAGCCUCUUCACCUUCCACAACAGGUGCCAGUUGAUGCUGAGGAUGACUCUGGAGACGAAUCCGUAUGCCCAACUGCUUAUUGCGGCCAUGAAGCAGUCUGGCUGCACUGUUUUCAACGAUCGACACUUUUCUUGUGAAAACUGCGAUGGCUGUGUCAGCGGAGGUUUUGAUUCUGCCACUUCUCAGAUUGUUCUGUGUCAGAACAACAUUCGCCACCAGUCCCAUAUGAACCGAGUGGUUGCGCAUGAAUUGAUACAUGCUUUUGAUCACUGCCGUGCUCAUGUUGACUGGUUCAAAAAUGUCAAACAUUUGGCCUGCUCAGAGAUUCGAGCUGCUAAUCUCAGUGGAGACUGUACACUGAUGAAUGAAAUAGCUAGGUUUAAAUUUGGACUGAAAGGACAUCAUCAGACCUGUGUGCGAGACAGAGCAAUUCGCUCCAUUCUGGCUGUAAGAAAAGUUAGCAGAGAGACUGCAGAAAAAGCUGUGGAUGAGGUUUUUGAUGCCUGCUUCAAUGAUCUGGAACCAUUUGGGAGAAUCCCGCACAGUAAAACAGAUGCAAAACGUGCUUAUAAAGACUUCCUGAAUCGAGAUCGCUACACUGCUAAUUUGUAAAGGAAAAACAUGAAAAACUAUGUUAAUAUCUGGCAGUUCUGUAACAUCUGGAGUUACAGUCUACACACACAGUGCUGGUGGAAAGGGGCAGUUCUUUUGAAUGUAUCAAUUCAUUUUGUAAGUUUUUUCCAGGAGCCAUCUCCUGUUGAGGUAAACAAAGUAAAUGAACUAGACUAAAAAUACUGUCUUUCCUCACUUGUUCCAGCAAGGUCAUUUAGUAUAUCAAAUUACUUGGCAAAUAAUGAUCUGCGUAUUUCAGUGCACAUUUAAUUCAGUUAUUGAAUAAAUUGUUUCAUAAAAA
Messenger RNA from Centrocercus urophasianus (Greater sage-grouse), 1073 nucleotides. RefSeq names its product ATP23 metallopeptidase and ATP synthase assembly factor homolog (gene ATP23). The transcript is spliced from 6 exons. NCBI's taxonomy places the organism in Eukaryota, Metazoa, Chordata, Aves, Galliformes, Phasianidae. Gene Ontology annotation, cellular component: extrinsic component of mitochondrial inner membrane. Gene Ontology annotation, molecular function: metalloendopeptidase activity. The coding region runs from base 44 to 772 and encodes 242 amino acids. The record is from RefSeq and is a predicted model, not a curated record. Gene Ontology annotation, biological process: mitochondrial protein processing; mitochondrial proton-transporting ATP synthase complex assembly.